Molecule: messenger RNA, 528 nt
Organism: Talaromyces atroroseus
Lineage: Eukaryota; Fungi; Ascomycota; Eurotiomycetes; Eurotiales; Trichocomaceae
Exons: 2
Coding region: 1-528 (175 amino acids)
Cellular component (GO): membrane; signal peptidase complex
Molecular function (GO): serine-type endopeptidase activity
Source: RefSeq, a predicted model, not a curated record
AUGCAUGGCAAAAUACGAGUCCUCCUCACUUCUGCCCUCUCUUUUCUGCUCGGCCUCAGUUUUCCAUUAAUGGCAUGGAAAGCUCUCUCCAUCCUGACCGCAUCGCCCUAUCCGAUCAUGUGUGUGAUCUCCGAGUCCAUGGCUCCAGCUUUCCACCGGGGUGAUCUCCUCAUCCUCUGGAACAGAUCAUCCUAUAUCAAUGUCGGCGACAUCCCCGUUGUAUGGUUCGCAGGAAAUCCAUACCCAAUGGUCCAUCGCGCUAUCCAAGUCUACCACCUCACUACUGAUGCGGAGCAAGACCACGGUGCGACGUCGAGACAGUUUAUUCUAACAAAAGGCGACAACAAUCAAUUCAUGGAUGUCCCGCUGUAUCCUCCAGGGCGAGAGUUUGUCUCAAGGGAUGAGGUCGUAGGGCUCGUAAGGGGCUAUGUGCCUUUGGUUGGCUGGCUGGUUAUUUGCUUGCAUGAGGUGGUUUGGGGCAAAUAUUUCAUCUUCUUAUUGGUAUUCUGCUAUAGUCUGUUUGGGUGA